This is a messenger RNA of Diachasmimorpha longicaudata, 6375 nucleotides long. Its product is annotated as endoribonuclease LACTB2. The record is from RefSeq and is a predicted model, not a curated record. Bases 157 to 1023 code for a protein of 288 amino acids. Gene Ontology annotation, cellular component: mitochondrial matrix. The transcript is spliced from 2 exons. Lineage: Eukaryota; Metazoa; Arthropoda; Insecta; Hymenoptera; Braconidae. Gene Ontology annotation, molecular function: RNA endonuclease activity; single-stranded RNA binding.
ACUCGGGAAAGUUGACACAAUGGUCGUUGUGCUACCUCGUAGCGUAUGCGCGAACUUGUCAGAUCCUAACCUCUUUCCAAAACAAAAUACCCUCCCAUCUCGUACAAAGUACGAUUUAUUUCAUACGACCUCUGAUACCACUGAUAACACCUGGCAAUGCCCCUCACAAGUCUUCCUCUAGUCUCCAAGCUGUCAAACAAAGUCAUCAGGAUAUUGGGAUGUAAUCCUGGUGUCAUGACACUCCAAGGGACCAAUACCUACCUGGUGGGCACUGGCACAAGUCGAAUUUUAAUCGACACAGGAGACCACCACACGUCCCCAGAGUACACAAAGCUCUUGAAGUCAGUCCUGGACGAGGAAAAAACGACAAUCUCCCAUCUUCUCAUCACCCACUGGCACCACGACCACAUAGGAGGUGCCAAGAGUGUUCAGGAACUGAUAAAAUCAUCGUCGAACCCGGUUCCCCUCGUCUGGAAGUUGCCACGAUCUCCAGGAGAUCAACACCCUGAAGAAUACGACGUGGAGGUGAACCCUUUGAAGGACGAGCAGUCGUUUGAGGUCGAUGGAGCUAGGCUCACUGUUAAACACACCCCAGGGCACACCACAGACCACGCAUGUCUCGUCCUUCAGGAGGACAACGUUCUUUUCAGUGGAGAUUGCAUUCUGGGAGAGACCACAGCUGUUUUCGAAGACCUCAAGGAUUACUUGGCGUCUCUUGAUAAAAUUUUGAGGCUGGGAAAUUCGGUAAUUUAUCCUGGACAUGGACCAGUGGUGGAGGAUCCAGCCCCAAAGAUUCUUUAUUAUAUUGAGCACAGGAGGAAGAGGGAGGAGGCGAUAAUUCAGGUGCUGAGGGAUCAAGGAAAGCCCCUGGAUGAGCUGGCGAUUGUCUCGAUUAUUUAUCAAGACACACCUGAAGAUCUCUGGCCAGCCGCCGCUGUUAAUGUUGGACAUCAUCUGGAGAAGCUCCUGAAGGAGGAGAAGGUAAUCAGGGAGGGGGAUGGAAGUUGGGUGAUUAGGUCUUGAUGAUUUUUGAAGUCAAUUCUUCAUCUCCUAAUCACUGACCUUCGGUUUUAAUUGAAAUAAAUCCAAAGACUCUCGCUGUGAAACAUUUAUUCAAUUCAUUACGAACAAAUUCCUGAUACAUGCUCCUCAUUUACUCCAACUCCUCAUUAAUAACGAAAGAAACAAUAUUUUAAGGCAACUUCACACCUUAAUUACUCAAUGAUGUGCGCAGAGCGUUACACAAAUAGCAAUUUUCAAUGACAUUGUAAAUCAUCAAAUCUUAUGCAUUACAUAUUCACGAAUUACUGUAGACAAUUUUCAUAAUUUUGCAGGCACAAAUAUUUAUACACAAUAUCAUUACGAGUGUCGAGUGGAAUGAGGAGAUCAACAUUUAAUAAAUAUAUACGACGUCAGUCAAUUGAAAAAAAAAAAAUAACCACAAUUUAGCUUUCCAUUUUUUGAUAAUUAUGAUCAAUCGUCAAAAGUUAGAAAUUGUCAACUCAUCCCCUCAGUUCACCCAACAGCGAAUUAAUUACCGCAUACAAAUAUAAUUUGAUUAUGUUUUGCCCUCUAUCAUCAGGGCGUCUUAAAAAAUGUUUUCCAUUGCAUAUAAAGAUUAUUAGACGUUCAUAACAGUUACAAAAAAUAUUGUAUAGAAAUAUACUUUUCCAAAACACCCUCUGAAUGUCACCCCUUAGCACACGUACAUAAUUUUUUAAUUAGGAAUACAGCCCAUUGACUCAAUGAUUCAUGAAAUUUACACACGAACAUUUAAAAAACAAUUUAAUAAUCGUAAAAAUUUGAUAAUUGUUGUAAGCUCUCGUGAAUUCCAUAGGCGUGCGAAUUUACCUCCCCUCUCUCUUUGGGUAAAAUGUAAAAAAAAUAUAUACGCGAAUAUUCCAAUGAUUCUUAAUCAAUUUAACUGAUGAAUAUAUAUUUCUCCUACGACUCCACGUUUUUUUAUUGACAUAUAAUAUAAUCUCUGUGUUGCAUUUAUCGUUUUCCACUCGUUACUAGGCGUUGAAAAAAAACAUCAACAUAAAUCACAAUGAUAUUUCUUUAUAAUCAGUAUUAACAACAAAUUAAUAAUAAUAAUAAACAAAUAAGAAAAAAAAAUACAAUUCAGUAUUUGAGUGGAGUAAAAAGAUGUCUGUGUACUUGAGUGCGGAGGAAUUUCGAGUAAAACUUAAUGAAGAUUAAUUAAUUAACUACCCCGAUGAAGGUGAAUCGAGUCAGUGGAUAGUUUUGGGUGAAACAUCCCCAAUAAUAUCCAGUAACUUCCUCUUUCUACUCCACUCAAUCACAGAAUUGAUCUUAUAAACAAUGUCAAACACGUAAUAAUGAUUCGAUCAAUAUUUUAGUGAUGAAAUCAAGUCAAUAGUUAUACCAAUAAUUCAUAGAAUCUUAAGGUACUUGUUAGCAUAAUAAUUAACCACUCACAGAUAUUAAUUCUCACCAUUAUGACACAUUAACUCUUGGGAAAUACCUGUCCCAGAAAUUUAGCAUUUGAAUUUUCACAUCAAUCUCAAAGGAUUGUUACGAAUUAUUUAUUCAGUUACAUGUUUUUUAAAUUUGUUCUCUGCAAAAAGUGUUCUAAAAAAAUUCAACAUUUUUAUUUCCAUUCAGAAGGACCUCUGAAUGAAAAAAUAAAUCAUCUCAAGAAACAUUUUCCUACCUUCAAAGGCACCUGGCACGAUGAUAAAAUUUUCAACCCCCUGACAUCAUCACUCACUCGAUUUUAAAAAAAUGUGAUAAGAAUUUGUCGCGCUAUUUUCAGUAACUCGCGCCCGUCUCGACUUAAACAUAAAGCAUUUCCACAAUUUUAAAUUACAAAGCGGGCGACAUUAAUCAAUAAUCGACUCCCCGAAUAAAAAUUUUCAUUUAUAUCUUUUAACACCUCUAAUAAUCGCGGAAAAUUAAUCCAAUCAGUUACGAACUAACAAAUUCCGAUUGCAUUGGACCUGGGGAAUGAUUCCCCCGACUGUUCCUCACCCAUCGAAUCUCAUUCAGAAAUAAAAAUAAUUACACUUUAUCUACAUGAGAAAUGUUCCCUGAUCGAAGCAACUGGGAUUUAUGUAGCUGAGGAGGUCGUGCUCAGACAUGGAGGUAAGCUCCUGAGGCAGCAUUCCUCCAGCAUCUUCAGGCUUCUUCACGACUCCAGGCACUUGGCCAUUAGUCGCAGUAACCUGCACCUGCAUCGGUGUCUCUCCAUUCUGCAUUGUUGGAGGGACUGGGAUGGCCUCUGGUGACUUCCUGGCGACUUGUUCAACCAUGGCUGGUGCAUUGGAGGGUGACUGAGGUAGAAUACCCUCCAUCGCACUGUUCAUCAACUGGGCACUCUGAGUGGCCACUGAGUUCAUUAUAUUUUUCGUUGCGAUUAUUGCGUGGGCAGUUGUUGUUGUUAUUGGUCGAUUAUUGAUGAUGUCCUGUGUAGCAUUAGUAAUAACAUUACUAAUAGCCUGCUCAGCAGCAUUAGUCAGUCUCUGUUGAUUGGGUUCCUGUGCAGCACCACUGGCUAGUGCUGAACUAGCCUCAGCAACAAAACCAGCGGGCUGAUUCAACAUCGAGCCAAUGUCAUUCUGCACAGCUUGCUUCAUCACCUGUGCAGCUUGUGCAUGUCCAAUGGCCUUCUGGACAACCUGCACCUGCUUUAUGACACCCUCAGUGGUCUCCUUCACUGCACGUUUCACCACUGAAGCUGUUUGCUGCUUCACAACCUCCUCAACAUGAGGUACAGCCUGAACAUGCCUGGCAGCGUGAACCUGCUUCAUUGCCUCACGUACCACCUGGGUGCACUCCACCACCUGUCGUACCACUUGAUUUUGGGCCUCGUGAACAGUAUUGGCUGCUUGCUGUUGGACCUGAGCCACAACUUCUUCCACCUGCUUCUGGGCUUCAGCAAAAACCUGCUCGACCUGCUGCUGAACGACUACUUCUUGGGGCGUCAGGGUCUGGAUCUGGGGGAGGGGUUCAUUGGUCACUUGGAGAGGAUUGUGAGAGGCUAUUGCUACUGUUGCAUUUGAUAUUCCAGCUGCUGUCACUAUUGGUGUCUCCAUAGCUGGAUGCAAGGCAUUGAUCGUUGUCAGCAGGGUCUCUUCAGGGCUUGGCUCUGGUGCUGGGGUCACUGGAGACACUGAAGACGUCACCAUUGGUGUUGGCAGCAGGGCCUCGAGGAGCAUCGUCUUCACUGGAAUUGGGGGACUUGUGCGAGUGGCCUCCACUUCAGGUAUCAGAGUCGUUGGGGGACUUGGAGUUGUUUGCAUCGGGGUCUGGUGGGAGUCAACCACAGAAUUUACCAGCUCGUCCAGCUUGGCCGCUUGAUUCGCCAGGAUUGUAGCUGCUUCCGACUGCUGGCGAGCGUUUGCUAUUAUUGUUGCACGCUGCUGCAUUGUCUCGGCGAAGGUGGGCUCCGUGCACAGCUGCGUCAUGGCUCCCAUCUCCGGCUCAGUCGCUUCUGGCUCUUUGUUUUGAGUGACAGAAGUCUCAAUCUGAUUCAGAUACUUGGCAAUACACUGACUGGACUGAUUGGGCAGUGCCUGAUCAGCAGGUGUUGACGUGAACGUGUUCAACGUAUCAUACUCAUGCUGCUUCAUCCUGAGAUCCACAACGCUGGUCCCCUGGGUGGUCGCCUCCUGUGGCAUGAUCGACGAGGCCUCCUUGUUGAUGUGAUGAGGACUGAGAACCUUGACCUGCGUGGCCUCGUGAAUGGGGAAUGAUCCCCCAGCGAGGGACAUCGGGUGCUGAUGAUGAAUGAGAUCCACCCCCAGAAGCCCCACCUCCUGAGCUGGAUGGAGCAGCCCUGGUUGAGAAGCUUCUCUCGAGUUCUCUGAGACGAGUGCAUGAAGGGGACUCGUGCUGGUCCCAUUGGAUGGUGGUGUAUUGUUCCCCUGGAGGCUAUUGUCGGAUAGCAUACUAUUCUCCGAAGUAUCGUCAAGAAUUUCUGACUUGAGAUUGUCAGGGAGAAUCAGCUGAUGAUUGGAGGAUGAUCUUCUGGACAAGAGGGGAUUCGAUACGAGAUUUGGGGGUGGCAUCAUGACAUCGCUGGAGGUGCAACCAUUGGCCUGGGCUGCCCACAUCAUGAUGGGAGUUGCUCCUGUUGGUGGAGGACUUGGAUCGUUCUUGAGAACGUCCUGGGACUGUUGAAGAGGAGACUGCUGUGGAUUGGUGAUCUGGGGAGUGAGGAAGGUGGAGGGAAUACCAGAUGGAGAAAUUGCUGUGCUUGGAGCUAUUGGAGAAAUUGGCACUGAUGGAGAGUUUGAUUCGGUCGAGGUGACCAGGGACGUCGAGGACGUCUCGAUCUUACCGAUCGUUGGCUCUGGAGGGGAGGAGAUCGAUGUGUAGAAGAAGGUGUGGGGCUCGCUUGUUUUUCCCGAAGAAACAGCGUACAAUUUAACGCAGACUUUUUCGGAUGGGGUAAGGUCUUGUCUUCUGUAUGGGGGUACAACGCACACCAGGUGCGUUUGCUGGAGAAAUUCUUUAUCUGGAGUGACUGAACACUCCCAGUGAGGCUCGAGGGACGAGGUGAGAUCCUCAUUAUCCAAUUGGAAGACCAUUCGCGUAUCCUUGAGGAAGUUUUUACCCAGAAUGAAGAGCUCUAGACCUCCCGUGCAGGGACAGGCGGUCAGAGAUUUUUUGGAGAUCUCAGGAAUUCCUGGGGGUUGGGUGCAAACAAUAGGCUGUGAACAUACUUGGAGAGUUUCACUGCUGCCAUCAGAAUGUGUUAUUGUCGUACGAAAUACCAUUCGACACUUGGUGGAUUUCUUCUUGCUCCUGCCCUGAAGCAUCCCAGCCUCCUGAGGAAAUCUGUGCUCCACAUCGACAUUACGUUCUUUCAAAAUUCCCACACAGUCACAGGUGACCAACAUGUCCUUUGCAGGGUCCAUGUCCACCUCAAUGACGAUUGUUCCAUCGAUCUUACGUUCAAUGCACGGAGUGGAGUUCUUACCACUGACUCUGCAGGCCUGGUAGAACAUGUGGGGCGCCACACGACCGAGGUCAGUGCCAAUGAACACCUGGAGUGUUGCUGGCUUAUCGUAGCCGACUAAACGAACAAUGGGAAAGCCAUUCCCAGUUCUGUCCUUCACAGCCCCACGAGAGCCUUCUGUUUGAUACCGGGCUCUGUGCUGCUGCUCUGGCUGACAAAUAAUCUGGAGCUGCACCUUUCCGUCUCGGGAUACACUAGCUGAAGAUAAAAAAAUAUCAUUAACGAAAGAGACUCGAUGUCUCAGGGUUUGACUGAGGGAUGAAUUCAUUCUUGAAACGUGUCAUUAAUUAAGAGCUAAUUAAGAGAUUGUUUUCUUCAAUUAUUAAGGAUGCUGAAUGAAAUUGAAAUGAAAUAGAAAAAAUAGCAAAUUGUUAACUAAAAAAAAUCUA